Didymodactylos carnosus is the source of this 1182-nucleotide messenger RNA. The record is from the annotation of a GenBank genome assembly. NCBI's taxonomy places the organism in Eukaryota, Metazoa, Rotifera, Eurotatoria, Philodinida, Philodinidae.
AUGGAAGAUUAUCAUAAGAAGAAAAAAGUGGUGAUGAAAGAAAUUCAUAUUCAGACCGAACAAAUAUUGGACAAAAGUGUCCGCAUCCAGACUGAGCCAACAUCAGUCACGCGUGAUCGACAGCAAGUAAAGAGGAAAAAUGUUCGCGUUCAGACUGAGCCAACAUCAGUCACGCGUGAUCGACAACAAGUAAAGAGGAAAAAUGUUCGCGUUCAGACUGAGCCAGAAUCAAUUACCUUCGACGAUCAAGUGUCCAAUGAUCGGGGAUACUUUAUGAGAAGAGAUGGCGAGAUUCAGAGUAUAUCAUUGCACCGGUUUGAUAGACUAAAUUUGAACUUGAAUAGAGAAGAAACACUUGAUCCAACACAAGUGGCGGUUACAAUGGAGAGCUCUGAUAACGCACCAGACGGUGCUAUGAUAAAAAAUCGUCGAAUCGUAGAAAUAAUCAAUGAGGAACAAAAUGCGACUUCGAACAUCAUGAAUGAUAUAAAAACAGAACCCGAUCCUAUUGUGGGAUAUGCCAAAGAGCCUGUAUUACCACUUUCCAAAGCAUGUGCACCACUGAUCCACAUCAUCCACAAUUUAUUGUUCUACGUGCAAAUGGCUCUCGACAAAACUUCAGAACAGCCACCCAAUGGACUAACGGUCGACGAGAGCGCUGCCAUUCGCCUCUACACGAGCGAAUGGAAAGGAGAUCAUCGAAGUCUCUAUUGGAUGCUCAAUCGCACCCUCAAGGUAGCCAAUCGCGAGAGUCUUCGUCCCUAUUUCAAAUAUAUGAAACUGCUCGUGACUGCCAUCGUCAAAUUACCAUGCGUUUCACCAUCAACCACCAUCUGGCGAGGAGUACCCAAAGAUAUAAGCGUCGAAUUUCCUCCCGGCAUUCUUGUGACAUGGUGGGCAUUUUCAUCGUGUACGACAGCAUUGCCGAUACUAGAGAACAACAUGUAUUUAGGUAAUACUGGUAAUCGAACAUUAUUCUCCAUCAAUGCCAUCAAUGGUCGAUUAGUACAUGCUCAUUCAGAUUUCGCUACUGAAGAUGAGGUUCUGCUCUUGCCCGGCACUCAAAUGAUAGUUCAGUCACAAUUCAGUCCAGCAUGUGAUCUUCACAUCAUUGAUUUGAAACAGUUCAUACCAGAGCAAGUGCUUCUACAACCGCCAUUCCCAGCCAAUGGAGAGCGAUAG